AUGUGGCACACGGACAAUGCGAUCACAACAGGUCCUGGUGGUGUACAAGCCGCAAGCCAUGGACACCGCAGGAUUGGAUUUAUUGACUUCGGUCGUCGUAUUGUGUCCUACGAUGGAAAUGUUUGUACACCACACCAAAAUGUGCUUGCAGCCACAAGCGUGUGUGAAGAUUUUUGCAGGGGCGUCGAUCCUCCUCUAUCAAGUGCUUUGUAUGGUCCUGUGCUGGACCGAGUCGAGACGCGCAACACGAUGCCUGACGGUGAUAGUGCGGAUGGCGAAUGCCACCCAUCCAUGCACCAUGGACAUUCUAUUUGCCUGCAUAUGUUGCGAACAGCGCGCGGGUAUAUUGCCUGCACAGUAGAAUACACAAGAGGCACGAAAGCAAAAGACGACGGUGAGUGGUCUGCCGGUUCCAUCCCGCUGCCUAUCGCCAUCCUGGCCCUUCAUGCAGAUGCAUGCACUGCGCACAAACGUGCUGUGCGUGCUUUCUCUGCUUGGCUUCUCAACUCUGAGAGCAUUUGCUCGCCAGUGCUCGCGUCCAUCGCCGACUCGCACACCAGAGCUGGGUACCUCGUUGGAGAGCAUGUUGACAGCCGUCCCACCGGAAUUACGACUUAUUAUGAAUGUGCGCGCGGAGUGGACGACUGGAGGAGACGAAAUAUCGUUCUUAUUUGGUGUGCGCAAGACUGGGACACGGAUCCCACAGAUCAGCACGAGGACAGCAGGGUGAUAUAUGCCAGCCAAGAAUAUUCGCCUUCAGCUGCUAUAAUGCUGCGUCGCCACCAGAAACUCUCCAAUCACGCCGAUACACGUUUCUGAAGUGUCGACACGGCCUCAGAAUCUUGCUGCUGUGCGAAUCACGGCAACUCCGACAGACGUUGUGGGCUGUGCGACCCGCGCCGGCAUAUGCACGCUGCUCGCCCGCUGCACGUUGUGCAACGGCGCAUAUCCACAGACUUCUGGAAAACGUCACGGAACAAAAGGUGCAUACUCCAAAGUUUCCUCCUCACUGUCGCGUGUCCUCCUCAAUUGUUCUGUUCACUUGCGAAAAUAAUCUUUCAAAGCGCUGGCCGCUGACGACCUCAUAGCUACACUCGCGAGAUUAUACCUAACGGCCUGGCAGCUGCAGCAUACCGGAGUUUUUGAAUGCGCUUUUUAAU
Messenger RNA from Dissoconium aciculare CBS 342.82, 1160 nucleotides. RefSeq lists its product as uncharacterized. Lineage: Eukaryota; Fungi; Ascomycota; Dothideomycetes; Mycosphaerellales; Dissoconiaceae. Bases 1 to 819 code for a protein of 272 amino acids. The transcript has 4 exons. The record is from RefSeq and is a predicted model, not a curated record.